Molecule: messenger RNA, 1928 nt
Organism: Panicum virgatum (switchgrass)
Lineage: Eukaryota; Viridiplantae; Streptophyta; Magnoliopsida; Poales; Poaceae
Product: probable lysophospholipase BODYGUARD 4
Exons: 2
Coding region: 151-1626 (491 amino acids)
Source: RefSeq, a predicted model, not a curated record
GACCCCGCUCGACCAACGCUGGGCCCCGGGCUGCCGCACACCGACGGCGCGACGUGGAGCGACGGCCAACACAGGCGCGCACGGUCUUCCAGCCUCACCCACACCACUCGCAUCGCAUCGCACCCAAUCCGCUGUGCUCCACAACCAUCCAUGGCAACAACGUUAGCGAGCCCCCGGCGGUGGUCCACAUGGGCCGCCGGCGUGGCGUCCUCGGCGCUCGCCGGCGCCGUGUUCGCGGUCCUGGACGUCGCCGACGUGGUCCUGUGCCUCGUGUACGCCCUCCUCGACGGCAUCCUGGAGGAGAGCCCCGUGCGCUGCUACUGCCACAGGAGGAGCCACGGCGGCGGCGACGAGGAGGAGGAGGUUUCCGACACGCUGUACGCUCGGAGGAGCGCCAUCAGGGGCGCGCUGCUGGGGCUGCUGGGGCUCGUCGUCAGGAGGAGUUCUAGAGCGCCGCCGCCGGACAACAAGCAGCUGGUGGCGGGGCCGUGCCGGCAGUGGCGCAGCCCCCGGUGGUCGGACUGCGGGUGCAAGUCGUGCGUCGCGUGGCGGGGCAGCAGCAGUCAAGGCGGCGGCCGGCAGCGCCGCCUGCACGUCGUCGUCAAGGAGCCGGAGCCGGCAGCUGGAACAAGAAGCAGCUGCAGAGAUGAUGAUGAUGGUACGACGACGACCGAGAAUAAUACUGCCAUCUUCGUGCACGGCUUCGCGUCGUCGUCUUCCUUGUGGGCCGAGACGGUGUUCCGCGAAUCCUCCUCCAGCAAUAUCCUGAGCAGCAGCAGGUUGGUGGCGGUGGAUCUCCUUGGCUUCGGGCAGAGCCCCAAGCCGGGCAACUGCAUGUACACACUCAAAGACCACGUGGAGGCGAUCGAGACAAGCCUCCUUGAGUUGGAUGAUGAUGAGCCGCAGCAGAAGCAGAAUAGCCGCCGCCUGAUGACGAUGAUGAGCUCCUCCUCCUCCUUCCACCUGGUCGCCCACUCCAUGGGCUGCAUCAUCGCCCUCGCGCUGGCUGCCAAGCACCCAACCCGAGUCAAAUCCAUCACAUUGCUCGCACCGCCGUACUUCCUGGCGUGCGAUGGGCAGCAGGCGAGCCAGGUGGCGCUGAGAAGGCUGGCCGAGAAGAAGCUGUGGCCGCCAUUGCUGUUGGGCUCGGCGGUGAUGUCGUGGUACGAGCACGUCGGGAGGACGGUCUGCUUGCUCGUGUGCAGGAACCACCGGCUGUGGGAGUGCCUCAUCGGCCUCCUCACUAAGAGGGAUGAUGUGGAUUUCCGGGUGCGGGAUCUGACGAGGCACACCCACCACUCGGCGUGGCACACCAUGCACAACGUCAUCUGCGGGGCCGCGAUGCUGCAGGACAGCAACCUGGAGGCCGUCGAGGCGGCCGGCAUCCCAGUGAUGGUGAUCCACGGCCUCAGGGACCCUGUGGUUCCCGUCCAGUGCAGCCGCCAUCUCAAAGCUAAGCUCCCUCACGCGGAGCUCCGACUCAUGCCCGGGUGUGACCACGCCACCGUGCUCUCGGGGAGGGAAAGGGAAUUCGCCGAGGAGCUCACGGCCUUCUGGUCUGGUCAUCAGCAGGAUCGAUAUGAUGAUGAUGUAUCUGUAUAUCGAGGAUACAUAGAUGAUAGGUAAGGUGCAAACCAACCUAUCCGUGGAAACUAUGCAAACAUUACCGGAUCAACAUCCAAGAGAAGGGCGCAUGGGGAGUGGGAGGGGGAAUUUGUAAAAGUGUGAUUACCUAAUCCAAAGACGAACGGUUAAUUGUAAAAUUACCCCCCUUCCUCGUGCCCCUUGAAUGUUGAUCCGGUGGUCCAGAUUGAAGUUUGCAUAUAGUUUUUACGGAGAGGUUGAUUUGCACCUGAUAUGUUCAUAGAUGAUAUGCUGAUCGAUCAAUCGAUUUUACUUACUAUGAUGACUACUAAUAACUACUAGUA